CGUUCAGGCUCAGGAGCCCUAAGAGGCGGCACGACUUCGCGACAUCGCCUCCUAUCGCGUUCAACCCAUAUACCGCGCCGACAAAUCCGCAAGACGGCAUUUCUCCUCUACCUUAAUCAUCUGUUCACGACACUGGAGGCAUUCAAUCGCUAUCCCUGGUCGUUAUCUUCGUGAAGUCCCCAGCACGCCGAUCAAUUCACUACGGCAUCUCGAGAACUGCACAGGCUCCCCGAAGGAUCACCCCACUACUCUCCAAGGAAGCUUUAAUUCCCACCGUCAAAUCCAAGCGCUCUCGAAGAAAGACAUCGAAAUAUCUACUCAACUCAAUCUCAUCAUGUCGCUCGCCAUGGGUCGUGUGUUCAAGUCAUCGUACUCGGGUAUCUUUGCCACGCUUGCUAUACUACUGUCGCUUUCGCCAGUGAAAGUAGCCGCUAGUGGGGCGUAUUGUUCAAGUCAAAACACCGCUACUGGUGAUGCUUUUUUCUGGACAUUUCAAUCAAACGGCAAGUGUACCGACUACUGUAACGGUCUCGGCACGUAUGCCUUCGCUGUCAUCCAAUACACAAACUGCUGGUGCUCAAACUACAUUCCUUCGGACCAAGCAGACCUCAGCGGUUGUCAGGUUGAUUGCCCUGGUUUCCCGGACGACAAGUGCGGCAGCAAAGACGAUGAUCUUUAUAUUUACCUCAGUCUCGGCGCUAAGGCCUCCGGUACUGUAGGAGGCUCCAAGUCGACUUCUACUACUUCUACUACUACUUCUACUUCUACUACUUCUACUUCUUCUAGCGCCGCGACUAGUUCGGCACCUGCUCCAACUUCGACAAGAAUUGCGACUUCGGCUGCAGCGAUUACUCCUACACCGGCUCCGCCACGUGAGGUCUCCACAAGUCGUCGCAUGUCCGGUCCAGCAACAGUCAUCCAGACAGUUGUUGGAUCGGUGAUGACUACCACCGUGGCGCCUUCUCCAACUUCAACUUCUGCUAUUCCUAGCGCAAGGGCUUCGACAACCCUUCAAACAAUUCCCAGCAGCGUUGAUCACGAUCAGGAUCAGACGACCGUUCAAGUUGUUACCGAGAGUGGUUCUAUCGUUACCCGCACUGUUGUUUUGACACCAAGCAAUGCGUCGAGUUCGCAGACAAGUACCCGUAGCAAAUCGAAUACUGCCGCCAUUGUAGGGGGUGUGGUUGGUGGUGUUGCCGGAAUCGCACUCGUUAUUGGCGGAAUUCUGUUUUUCCUCUGGAGAAGGAGAAGGCAACAGUCAGAAGAACAGCAUUCACCUGCCAGCAUCACACGCAAUACCAGUACUAUGAGCAAGGCUGGCUUGCUUGGAGGCAAGACGGAGAAAGGCAUUCAGUACCCGCCGAAGAUCAGCACGAGAUUCGGUUCACAAAACAGUCGACAGGAUUGUGAAUCCAUCAGUCCAGGGUCAGGGCGUCGUUAUAGUCAACCGCUUGUGUUUGACUCGCGUCUCAACCCAACACAACUGAUGGUAUUUGACAAUUCAAGUCACGGUAGCAUUGACGACAGUCAUGACUAUGGGCGGCGAUUAGGCGUCGCCAAUCCCGAUCCGCCGAAUCGCGAUUCAAUAGACCGAUCAUGAUCUGCGAUACCAACCAUCUCAAGGAUUCGAUAUCGCUAAGCGCUAGCGGUAGCAGGUGGAUGGCCGCGGCGCUGUCACGACCUGACGAACUCGCCACCAAAGCUUUGGCUCACACCGCUCCUUACACCUGUACAGAAACAUACUAUGCUUAGCAUUGGCGAACGGC
Messenger RNA from Dothidotthia symphoricarpi CBS 119687, 1766 nucleotides. RefSeq lists its product as uncharacterized. Gene Ontology annotation, cellular component: plasma membrane. Bases 335 to 1600 code for a protein of 421 amino acids. The transcript is spliced from 5 exons. The record is from RefSeq and is a predicted model, not a curated record. NCBI's taxonomy places the organism in Eukaryota, Fungi, Ascomycota, Dothideomycetes, Pleosporales, Dothidotthiaceae.